Crotalus tigris (Tiger rattlesnake) is the source of this 2626-nucleotide messenger RNA. Its product is annotated as adenylosuccinate synthetase isozyme 2-like. Gene Ontology annotation, molecular function: GTP binding; adenylosuccinate synthase activity. Gene Ontology annotation, cellular component: cytoplasm. NCBI's taxonomy places the organism in Eukaryota, Metazoa, Chordata, Lepidosauria, Squamata, Viperidae. Bases 62 to 1480 code for a protein of 472 amino acids. The record is from RefSeq and is a predicted model, not a curated record. Gene Ontology annotation, biological process: IMP metabolic process; 'de novo' AMP biosynthetic process. The transcript has 13 exons.
GCUGGCGCCGAAGCCGUCCCCGGCGGCGCCAUGUUAGGGCUCGCCGCUUUGCCUGCAGCACAUGGCGGGAGAGGGCGGCUCGGCGGCGGCCGCGGAUGCGGCGGCGGGUUUGCUGAAUGGCGGGACCGGCGAAGGGCCGGGCGGGAAGCGGGCCCGGUUGGGGUCGGCUCCCCACUCUCCCCCUGCCGGGAACCGGGUGACAGUGGUGCUGGGGGCGCAGUGGGGCGACGAGGGCAAAGGGAAGGUGGUCGACCUGCUCAGCCUCGACGCCGACCUGGUCUGCAGGUGCCAGGGUGGCAACAAUGCAGGACACACUGUUGUGGUGGACACGGUGGAAUACAAUUUCCACCUAUUGCCCAGCGGAGUUAUAAAUCACAAAGCCACUUCAUUCAUUGGGAACGGGGUUGUAAUCCACCUUCCGGGACUCUUUGAAGAAGCUGAAAAAAACCUAAAAAGAGGAUCAGGAUUGGAAGGCUGGGAAACUCGGACCGUGAUUUCCGAUCGCGCCCACUUGGUGUUUAACUUCCACCAAGCUGUGGACGGAAUCCAGGAGCAGCAGAGGCAGCAGCAAGCGGGGAAAAACCUGGGCACCACCAAGAAGGGCAUCGGUCCUGCCUACGCUUCCAAAGCCUCCCGGACCGGCUUGCGCAUUUGUGACCUGUUGGCGGAUUUUAACGAGUUCUCCAAAAAAUUCAAGGCUUUGGCCCAGCACUACAAAGCCAGCUACCCAACGCUUAAUAUCAACACGGAAGCUGAACUGGAACAGUUAAAGAUCUACGCAGAGAAGAUCCGCCCCCUGGUGAAGGAUGGGGUUUACUUCAUGUACCAAGCUCUGCACGGACCCCCCAAGAAGAUUCUCGUGGAGGGAGCCAACGCAGCCCUCCUGGACAUCGAUUUUGGUACUUACCCCUUCGUGACCUCCUCCAAUUGCACUGUGGGAGGGGUAUGCACUGGCCUUGGCAUUCCCCCCCAUUACAUUGGCAAGGUGUACGGCGUGGUGAAGGCCUACACCACCCGCGUCGGCGUGGGGACCUUCCCAACCGAGCAGAACAAUGAGAUCGGCGAGACGCUCCAAGCACGAGGACGGGAAUUUGGGGUGACCACAGGCCGCAAGCGUCGCUGCGGCUGGCUGGACCUCGUCUUGGUGAAAUACGCUCACAGGAUCAAUGGUUUCAGCGCCCUGGCGGUGACCAAACUGGACAUCCUGGACGAUUUUGAAGAGAUCAAGGUGGGCGUGGAGUACCAUCUGGAUGGGGAGCAGAUUCCGUAUUUCCCAGCCAACCAGGAGCUCCUGAACAAAGUCACGGUGAAGUACAAGGACCUUCCCGGAUGGCGAUGUAGCACCGAGGGAGCGCGCACCUUCGGCGACUUGCCUGCCGAGGCCCAGGCCUACAUCCGCUUUAUUGAGGAGUACCUGGAAUUGCCAGUCAAGUGGAUCGGCGUGGGGAAAUCUCGCAACUCCAUCAUCAAACUCUUCUGAGGUCUCCUGCCCCGGACCAGAGGCUGUUUCUUCUCUCCAUUCCUUGAACGAGCAGCCGAGGACCCCCCGCCCCUCCCGGAAGCCAACUCUGCCUUUGAAUGCGCUCAGGCCAGACCCCUUCCUCGAUUUCCCCUGUGUAAAGUCUCCUCUCUCGGCCCUUUGUUCCGUCCCGCCGCUCUUUGGGAAGAGAAUGAGGACCAGCUGGCUGGCAGCUAAGAUUUGAAAAGAUCUUCCCAGGAACCCUUAAGGACAAACACUCCAUUUUCACACCGCUGAUCCGUUUAUCUCCCUACACAAGCUGCCAUUGGUUCCCCCUCACCCUCAUCUGACCAGCUUUCCUAGUUUACUAUCUCUAUAAUCAGCUAAUCCCUUGGGUUCAUCCUUGCUAAUUCGCCUGACCCCUUCCUGGAGGUGUCCCUCCCCAUUGCCUCCAGAACGGUUCAUGGGAACUGUAGUCCUGUGACGCAAAGCACUUUGUUCCCAACAGUAGCCGGUCCUGCCAAUGUAGGCCGGCAGUGAGGAAUGCUGGGAGUUGUAGUUGAGCAGCAUAUCUACUGUAUAGAUAAGUAGCGUCUCGGGAGAAACGUCCGCUGUAAUUUCAAACCGCCACAAAGGGACCCGUUGUAAGUCGAGGGCUGUCCGUGCCCACUUCCUGCUGCAAAAACUAGCGCACUGUGGUCUCCGAACGGCAGGCAUUUUGUGCUGUUGCAGCAAUUUAUUUUUUUUUUUAGCUUUCUACAUUUAAAAAAAACCAGCACGCUUUCUACGGUUAAACCUCAUUGUGCCGAUUUACACCUCCCUCCUCCAGGGAUCGCUAAGUUGCGGAAGCACUCCCUGUAAAUUGUGUGGUUUUCUUUUCCCCUUGGGAACCUUAAUCAGGACUAGCCUCUUUAAUUGCUGUUCGUUAACGGGAAAGCAGCCAUUUAGCACAGCAGCCGAAGGGACGCUAGAAAGCUUUCUAGAUUUCUAUUUGCACAACCUUAACUCAGUACGUCCAAACACAUGAAACUUUAGCAGUUUAGAAGGACUUCUGUCUUAUUAUUCUCAUGUCGUUUGUUUGUCUUUUUUGGGCUGUUGCCGAAUCUGCCACAAAAAGCAAUAAAGAAUAACGGUUUAUAUAUCGGUUGGAAUAGUGAAAGGAAAAAA